Messenger RNA from Plutella xylostella (diamondback moth), 6120 nucleotides. The record is from RefSeq and is a predicted model, not a curated record. NCBI's taxonomy places the organism in Eukaryota, Metazoa, Arthropoda, Insecta, Lepidoptera, Plutellidae.
ACCGCUGCCGAUACAGUUCUAUCGGGGCUCGUUGCGAACGGUCCAAUUAAUCGGUCCGAUGACCGGCGUAUCCGUAGUUCGGACAUUGGUCAUAGGGCCGCGAGAUUAACGGGAGGAUAGGAUAGAUAUGUCCUUUUCUGUUGGUCGCCGGUCGUGCAGAUUUAGUGCGGCGCCGCGGCGUGAGGCGUCGCGGGUGCGGGGCGCGGGGUGCGGGGUGCGGCGUCGCUCGUAAAGCAUCGGUCGGCACACUCAACUGACGCGCGCCCCGGCGGCCACGCGUUGCGUAACAUCGCACCGCGCAAUAAACAACGCGACGUGCUCGCGGCAUCUCGCCACGACCACGUGCGUCCGACAUUACGUAUUGCGCUCAUGCCGGCACUAAAACGCCGACACGUGACCUGACGGAGUGAAACUCCUGCGGACUCAUAUUCGCGUCAUAUUCGCUUUUCGACAACCGUUCCCGAGCCGUGACUGAGUGAGAGUCCCAAGUUGUAUGCGCGGGAUGGCGCGCGAGCGAGCGCCGACGGCCAGCCGCUACCGCCCGGCCUAAAGGUAAGGAUUCCAGACAACCCGAAUUGGCGAAAAUAAUUCCAAAUUCAAAUGUUGGAUCUACUAUGUGUGUGUGAAGUGAUUGUUUGUGUUGUGACGUGCUCGCCGCUGCUCGUACGAUAAACAAUUCAAUUUUGAUUUACAUAAAGUCGUAUUUCAAAUUCGCGCGGUCCCCACGUUCGCCGGCUUCAAUGAAUAUGGUUGUGUGCGUGAGCAGCUGAAAAUCGGAGGGAGGUUUUCUGUCUCGUUUUGGCUGACCAAAAUGUAUAAUGCGAAUACAAGACGGAUGACAACGGUUGAAUGGCAGACGGGCCAAAAACUCGCAAGAGCUUUUGUAGAGUCGUUGCAUUAUUAAAAGCUCGUCCAUUUGCGAAACGUUCCGGAAGUUGCGAAAAGUUUGCCGAACAAUAUAACGCUUAAAAGUUUUGUGAAACGUUUCGUUAAUCUUAAAUGUAUUUUUAAAAACUCAAUCAUUUCUAUAAUAAAACAAUGUACGAAGGACAUUUUAGUUCGCGAGACAACGUCGGCGUCGCGUCGUGUCGGCGUCGACUAGAAACAAAAGAAGGAGAAGCGACAAACUCCGUAGCAUUUCCCGCCCAGCCGUAGCGCGGCGCUACAUGCAUUCACACGCAUUCAGCUAAUCUGCCAUGCGAUCAGCCACAUAGGCGCACGCGUGUAAUGCAACUCGUUUAUAAAUGCUAUAGAUUCUACUGUACACCUUGCAGUUAGGCAUCAUUUCGUUUGGCCGGGUUAAAACGUAAAAGCAUGCUGCAUGUUCGCACUCCCACCCGCACCCAUACAUCCGUAGCUAUCGUGUAUGAAUGAGGGACGUGGCUGUGUGUGCGUGUAUACGUUUGCGCUUGGCUGGAGGCUGUCAGUGUGUUGGUGCCUGUGCCUGCACGUGCACGCGCGUGUGUGUGCCACUCAUGGCACCCGACUAUGACGGCUCGUAGAUUUGACAGCUAGCUCAAUGCGGGUUCAGACGUUCAUUAUAUUCGAACCGAUAUAAAUUUACCCGUAAUGCACAAGUACGUAAAUAUCAAAACAUCAGUGAAAAGAUGAGACUGUGUUGUGAACGUUUGUUUGGGACUGUUACAAAGUGGACGCUGAAAAACUGGAGAACGAAGAUUUUCGCGCGAACUUGAACUUUGAAGAGUUUGAUCUAUUUUUUUAUAGUGAUAUAAUAUACUUUGGUUUAGGGAGUGAUGAUUCGUCUUGGCAAUUAGACACGCUCUGUUUGGAUUACAAGGGGUUCCGGAAUGAAUAAAAUAUUGUAUGUGCCCGAACUCUAGCGGUCUUCAAGAAUGAUAAAUUCGUGAAGAGGAAAAAAUAAAUUGUAUCCUUGUUAAUGAGACACCGGAUGGCAAUAAUAAAAACUAAAUGUACAAAAAAUAUAGAACCAAAAUAAACUUUAUAUGAAUGAAAUAGAAACGACACGGUGAUAUUAGAUGAUAAUAGUGCAAACAUUGGUGAUCUUAGUGAUAAUAUUUAUAGCGAUAAUAGUUCUAGUAAAGUGAAGUUUAAAUCUGAAUUGGAGUUUCAUGACAUCUGAAAUCUUAUUGGAUUUCUUUAUUGAUUCGUCGAGGAUCCGAUGCAGAGACACCGACCGUCCAGACCGCGUGAACCGCUCGUGAGUCCGCCCGCUGCCGCGUAGUGAAUGGAAUCCGAAGUGUCUGUGUGGUGAUAGAACGGUGUUAGUGUGGCCCCCAGGCCCGGUCGUGCCACGGACGGGACGGACGCGAGCCGCGCGGGCUGCGGGCCCGCCAUGAGCGCCAACAACUGCGACAGCAUGACCUACUUCUCCAACUCGUACAACAUGCCGGACAUGCGCAACGGCGGCGGCCACGAGCUGGCGCAGGCGCACGCGCACUACGGCGCCGUGCCGCAGCAGGGCCACGAGCUGGACUGCGACCCGGGCCUGCGCGCGCCGCAGCACCACUACCCGGCGCAGACGGCGCCCGGCAUGCCCUACCCGCGCUUCCCGCCCUACGACCGCAUGCCGUACUACCAGCAGAUGGACCAGAACGGCUACCGGCCGGAGAGUCCGUCGCAGCUGGCGCACAUGGGGGGCAAGGGAGGGGAGGGGUACGGGCCGAACGGGCACCAGGCGCCGGCGCCGACGGUGUACCCGUCGUGCAAGCUGCAGGCGGCGGCGGGCGGCGUGCCGGGCUCGCCCCCGCUGGAGCAGGCGCAGCAGAUGCCGCACCACAUGCACCAGCAGCACAUGGGGCACGGCGUGCACCAGCAGCACCUCAUGUACCCGGUGGACGACAUGCAGCAGCAGACGCAGAUGCCCAUGCACCAGGCGCCCAUGCACGCGCAGCAGCCGCCGCCGCAGCCGCCGCCCAACACCAACGCCUCGCUGCCCAGCCCCCUCUACCCCUGGAUGAGGAGUCAAUUCGAACGAAAGCGAGGUCGGCAGACGUACACGCGGUACCAGACGCUCGAGCUGGAGAAGGAGUUCCACUUCAACCGGUACCUGACGCGGAGGAGACGCAUCGAGAUCGCGCACGCGCUCUGCCUCACCGAGCGGCAGAUCAAGAUCUGGUUCCAGAACCGGCGCAUGAAGUGGAAGAAGGAGAACAAGACCAAAGGCGAACCAGGAUCCGGAGACGAGCCGGACAACAUGAGUCCGCCCACCUCGCCACAAUAACUCUAGCUUAGGACAAAAUAAGGUCGAUUUAAACAUUGUUUCAGGUUUACCCGUAAUACCAUUGAUUUUUUUCUGGGCUGUAUUUUCAUAUGAAGGUGGUAAACGUGAAACAGUUUCGAUCAGAGUUACUAGAACAGUUUAAUUUGUAUAAAUUGUAUGUUGGACUUCUCAUGAUAAUAUUAUAUUAUAAACUAAUACGUAACUUAGUGAUUAUGCGUAAUGAUAGUGUGAUGAAGAGAUUUUUACAGUUGUUAAGUAUAAAUUAAUUUAUAGACAAUCUUAAUACCAAUAAUUACCAAAAACGCAGUGUAUAUUGUUAGUGGACUGCAACAACAUUUAUGUGAUUAUAUAGUUGGAUAAUAAUUAUCGUUUCGAAAGCAUUGGUAAUUACUGAUUUGUAUAUUGGCUUGUUUUCGUAAUUUUGCAAAGCGCUUGGUGUUCCCUGCUGCCUCCUCUUAGUGACGUCACUAACGAGGAGUCCCUCACAACACUCUCAAAAGUGCACUGCUUUCAUUAUUUGUAUUUAGUUUUUAAUGGAAUACAAAAUAAUCAUUAAAUUCUCUAUUAAAACUUCCUUAAAAUAGAGGAGCUACAUUUACUUUAAAUCGAGUAAUAUUAGAAUUUGACAUUCGCUACUUGACGGUGGCUUUGUUGAUAAAUAGAAACAAUAAUGCUUAUAAUAUUUUUCUGGAUCACCAAGCUCUUUGUAAAGUCUCAAAAUUUCAAAUUAAAUAUUUUAUUUUAAAUCACAAAACCACAAGGACCUCUUUUAAUUAACCAUUGAUAAGAAGGCAAUUAGUGACGAUGUUGUUAUUAUUAUUAUUUAAUAUAUUUGACGUUUUAUUUCUAAUUAAGGUAUCGAAAUGCUAUUCUGUACAUAUUUGAUAAUUUUAAGAAUUUAUAUAUUGUACAAUUGUUUAAGUGUGAGUAAUUUGAUGAGAUUAUUCUUUCCAGAACAACGACGUUUUUUUGGUAUUUUACGGCUAGAUUAGUUUCAGUUCAUACAAACUUUUCCGUAUUUUCCUGUCGUAUGUAAUUUAUAUAAAUGAACACAUACCUUAUUUAGAGUAGACGAUUGGGAAGGCCAGUUACAAAGUGCAAUGUAUACGAUUUUGAACAGAUAUACGUAAUUAAUACUUAAAAAUAAACGUCAUAGGAAACUUAAACCUACUGUAAAAAUAAAAAAAGUUAUAACGAAUUUAGCUGAAACAUUUACGAAGAUUUCGAUAUUCUUUGACAAACUUGUAUCUGUUUGAACUUGGAGAAAGGUAUGGUUUAGUACCGUGUUGGUGCAAAUGUCUAUCAUAACAAUGAAAAGAAAACACGCUAUAAAUAAAUAGCUUUUAUGAUUAUAAUUUAUGUAUUCAAAGUUACCUUCAAUGAUGUAGGGGUUGAGAAAUCGUAAUUGGACUUUACAUCACUGUCUUUCACUGACAUUACUAUACCUACUAGAAUAUUGUACAAUAAAGUGUAAAGCUACAUUAAACACUGUAUACCAAAGGUAGAAAAUAUCUGGCUGGUUGUUGCUAUGAGUAUUCAUAAUUACUAUAAUCAACUAACUUAUUUUAUCCAUAAUUACAUUAUGUAAAAUGUUACUACAGAACCAUUUAUUUACUUAAAACACUUUCUACAUACUCAUUAAAUUUAUAGAUUUGUCUUUUGUAUCUGUGUAUUUUAGUCUACAACAAGAACCAUAGAUGGCGUUGUUAAAUAUUUUCUUCUGAUAAAAUUUAACUUUUUCUGAACUGAUACAACCACAACAACCAGCAAAUAUUAAUGUAUUUUUGUAAAAACAUCGCCUACUGAAACGAUAUACGUAAUAAAUGUAUCUAAUUAUCAGAUAUGCCUAUUGUUAAAUUAGUAGUUACAAAUUCUACAAAAAUGUGCAGAAUUCUCGGCAGAUUUUUCUGAAUCGGUGUGUUUUUACAGCAAUUGUUCUAUAGCACUUACAGCAGUGUGUGAAGUUUUUGAAAACCCCUUUUAAUAUAUUAUAACUUAUUUACAUAAUUUUGAACUGAAAUUACCAACAGUUUUCAAUGAACUUGACAUGCUGCUCUAAGAUGUUGAAAGUGGUGUAAAGAAAAUUGUGUUGCAGGUUCAAUUUAUACAAUUUUUCUUUUGUGUGCUGUGUUCGUUAAGUAAAUGUAAAUUGUAAUAAUUGUAUAUUGUCGAUAUAUUCAAUAUUUAUUUAUUGAUUUGCUUAAUUAGGAUCAUUUCCGUUGAAUCUUCAGUAGUAAAAGGUAUUAGUUCUUUUAAUUUAUUAAGUGGAAAUCUGGCUGGGAUGCAUUUCAUGCUGUUCUCAUAUUAGUUUAUUUUGCUCAAGAAUCUUAUGUUUUAUACUUGUAACAUUAUUUUAGACCUAAGAUUUGUAUUGUAUCUGGCGGUUACAAAGUGUACCUACCUAUAUGAUAAAUGAACCAAACCUACAUACGACUUUGCAUUUGAGUCAUAUUUAUUUUUAUUUUCAUUAAGAGCGAGAGAAAAUCUGUUAACUUAAACUUACUGACUCAAGUGUAAGGUCCCGGUUGAUAAUGUUUACUUACCAGUGAAGUUAUUCUAGAGCGGUAUCAAGUGCAAUCUUAUCGAAAACAAAUUCUAAAUAAAACAAUCCCUUGCCAGAUUAAAGUUGUUCGAAUAAAAUUAAAAAAUAGUAAAAUUACCUACUUAUUAGGUUUAUGACAAAAUACGUUUAAGUUUUGAUUGUUAGGUCUUAACAGAAACUGUCCUUAAAUUCGGUCAAAAUUAGACUCGUAAGUAAAUCGGUGGGAAAACCUUAAAUGAUUUCAUUAACUCUAUUUAUGUUCUAUCGAUUCAAAAUUUAUGAAAUAUAACUUUAAAUAGUAACUUAAUAAGGUUAGGUGAGACGAUAUUGUCAUAAAUAUAUAAAUACAUGAAAUUAAUAAAGCAUAAUGAUUGUA